Molecule: messenger RNA, 2944 nt
Organism: Gekko japonicus
Lineage: Eukaryota; Metazoa; Chordata; Lepidosauria; Squamata; Gekkonidae
Gene: AFTPH
Product: aftiphilin
Exons: 10
Coding region: 270-2906 (878 amino acids)
Biological process (GO): intracellular transport
Cellular component (GO): AP-1 adaptor complex; trans-Golgi network membrane
Molecular function (GO): clathrin binding
Source: RefSeq, a predicted model, not a curated record
CGGCAUGCCGGGAGACAAUGGGCUAAGUGGGCGGCCGUGUGGAGGGCAGCGGGGCUGGGCGGAGGCGCUGUCGGAGGAGGAGGAGGCGGGAGGGAGGAAGGAAGGAAGUGCGGGAUGGAGUUGUCCUGACGGCCGCCGCCGCGGAAGGCCCCGAGUCGCCCCUCUCGCAGGAACCCCCCCGGCCCGGCUUGGCCAUGCCCGGCCCUGCAGGAGCAGCAGCAGCAGCAACGGCCCUGAGGUGCAAAACGUUCUGCUUAGAUAGGUGAACAAUGGAACCUGAGAUUAUCCGAAUGUACUCGUCUUCCCCUCCACCACUGGAUAACGGAGCUGACGAGGAGGAAGAUGACGAGUUUGGUGAUUUUGGUGGAUUUUCCGGUGCUGGCAGUACUAGCGUAGGCUUCGACUUUGCAUCAGAUUAUUCCAAUUCAAAGGAAGACCAUAGAACUCCGUAUAACGCUGAUUAUUCGAGCGGCGUGGACAGCAUUAUAGCCUUUAGAUAUGUUAACGAUGCGGACGGCGUCACGGAACUUCCUAAUUCUAUUAAAGGACUUCCUGCCGGCACUAGCAAAGAAAAACUUGAGUGUCUACGUCUGGGCUCAUCGUUUGAUGAAUCCAACUCAGUAGAGGUAAACAGAACUGAGAAAUCGGAGGUACCGCCCUCUGACAUUAUUCGGACUGAUAGGAUAGCGCCAGGUCAGGACCAACAAAUAGACAGCUGUAAUGGCGAGAGACCGCAGUGCCCAGACGUGCUAACAAAUGGAUUUGCAGCACUGGACGCCACAAGUCCUCCAGGGGUGGAAGAUCUGGACGGUAUCGGUGACUCGAAGGCAUUAAAAACGGUUAGCACUCAUAGUCCUGACUUGAGAUCGGUGUCUGCGCCCAGCACGGUAGAGGACUUUGCAGAUUUUACCACCUUCUCACAUCAGCAAGCAGCCCAGGCAGAAGAAGCAGGAAGUAAAAUAUGCAGAAAUCUGAGUGAAAGAGAAACACUAAGUGUGCACGAAAGCAAUAUUAUAAAUAGCGCUGGAGAGGGGGAAUCUAUGAAGGAAGUGGCUUCGGGUGGAAGCCGUGAACAUGAAGGGGAGACUUGCACUGAAGGCGAACCGGUCUGCAUUUCAAAAAGUAAUGUAGUGGUCCAUGAAAGUACGGCACUGGAACAUGCCGAUGUUUUCUCUUCCACGCAAACAAAUGUGAAUCAAGGGGGCACGACGGGCGGUAUUGAAGGCAGAGGAGAGAGUGACACUAGAAGUAUCCCAGAAAGUGACUUUUCUUGGACCAGCGAUGCUGCAAGUCCGCUAAACCUUAAUGUAAAUAGUGUUCAAGAUCUUGGCAGUCUUCCCACCGGCAAGCACAUGCCCGUCUCUGAAAUGGUUAAAAACGAUGGAAGUGAACUUGGACCAGCCUCGUCUAGUGACUUAAAUGAAGAUGAUUUUGGGGACUUCGGCACAGUAAGUAAUGGCUCUCCUGCACUUGCUGUUGGUGUUCAAGUCUCUGUGAGCCAAGAAAAUGUGGAACCCCCUUUUGAGGAAAAAACCAGUAAGCCGAGUAAUGAAUGUGGGGAUUUCCCAAGCAGAACCGGCGACCAUCCGCAGCCAGCCACGGUAGCGCCUUCUGAACCAAAUGAGCUUUCCCGCUCUGGGUUGGAAGAAGUCUGGAGAGCCAAUCCAGGUUCCAGUAUGGCAGUCCAACCUCUGGCAGAAAGGGAAAAUGGGAACGAUCACGAGUUUGGAGACUUCGAUUCGGUAACGAAACGGUGCCUGGACACGGAUGAAUUUUCCGACUUCAGCUCUGCUGGUUGCAACCAAGCGGUGGAGUGGAAUGCCUUUGAGCCGGAGCCGGAGGAGAGCUGUUCGUGGGCCGCUUUUGGAGAUGAGCAGGUAAUGGGGUCUCCUAAGGAAGACAUGUGGCUGGCACAUAGGACAGAUGCAGCAGCUGGCGCUGACGACUCAGCAUCGCCUAAGACGGACAGUGUUUCCAGAACACUUUUCCAUGGAAGCGGCGGCAGGCCGCUUGAGGAAUUGCCACCGUCGGCUCAGACAACGCUGUUAAGUCGCCUGGAACGAAUAUUUGAGGCCUGUUUUCCUGGCGUACCCAUUUGCGAAAUAGAAGAAGAAAUCACUCCUCUAAAUCUCUUACUAGAAGCUGGUGGUGUGCCUGGAAGGCCGGAGGAGACCCAGUCAGAAAGGGAAUUGCUGGACGUGUGGGCGGAGCUUCAGGGCAUCCACGAUGCGUAUGGACUGCGAUACCAGUGGGGCGGUUCUCACAGCAACAAGAAGCUUCUCUGCUCCUUGGGAAUCGACACGAGAAACAUACUCUUCACAGGCAACAAGAAGCAACCUAUGAUAGUGCCCAUGUACGCAGCAGGAUUGGGCAUGUUAGAGCCGACCAAGGAGCCACUGAAACCAAUAUCUGCUGCAGAGAAAAUAGCUUCAAUAGGACAGACCCCCCCUGUGUCGCCAGAGAUGAAUAUAUGUGCGCCCGAUCAGUUCCAGGAAUCUCUACCACCUGUCCAGUUUGACUGGAGUAGCAGUGGCCUUACUAACCCUUUAGAUGCUAAUGGAGGUUCCACUCUCCUGAACCUUGAUUUCUUUGGACCUGUGGAGGACAGUAGCUCUAGCUUCACCACCACCAUCCCAGGUGUGGAUCCGGAGCUGUACGAGUUGACAACCUCCAAGCUGGAAACGACCAGCGCGGCCAGUAAAGUGACGGAUGCAUUUGCAAAGCUGAUGUCCACAGUAGAGAAAGCCAGCUCGUCGGCCAGGAAACCCAGAAAGGAGGAGCGGCUCAGCGAAGAGGCCGCCCAGGUGAUUGCUAGCCUUCCUGACUUAACUUUCAUGCAUGCCAAGGUGUUGAUGUUCCCGGCCACGUUAACGCCUUCAGCGAGUUGCCAAGACCAGGUAGACUAAGCGAGAGGAGGGGAUCUGACCAUUUCUAGUGAUUCCUA